Paramuricea clavata is the source of this 2275-nucleotide messenger RNA. The record is from the annotation of a GenBank genome assembly. Lineage: Eukaryota; Metazoa; Cnidaria; Anthozoa; Malacalcyonacea; Plexauridae.
GCCCAAGAACCUUACUAUCCUGCAUCUAUGAAAUGUCCGCGGUUUAUUCUUAGUGCCAGCUCUGUUCUACUUAUGGUACGUGCUCUGUUAAAAAUGCACACUCACAAUUUCCAUCUACAAAACCCACAUUCUCGUACCCAGAGCCCUUCUUACGCGCGGUGCGACGAGGGGCUCUGGCCAAAUCCAUAACCGGAUGCCAUAAAAACAUGGUAAGAAAACAAUGUCCGUUGUUAGAACUAGCCAAUCAGAUGCCAGUUCGGAAUAUGGAUUUCGCCAGAGCCCCUCGUCGCACCGCGCUUACGAAGGGCUCUGGGUACGAGAAUGCAAAACCCAGUGCUGUCGCUUGUUUGGAGGGACCAAUCUCGUUCCCAGAGCCUGCGAUCCUCAGGAAGGAACGUGAGGCUCUGGGAUAAUCCGUUGCCGGAAGCCAGGAAUCCUGGCUAAGACCGAACUGCGCAUUCCAUAUCAACGGCCAAUCGGAUUCCUCCCUGAAACGGAUCAUCCCAGAGCCUCACGUUCCUUCCCGAGGAUCGCAGGCUCGGGACAAAAAAUAAACAGUAUGCCGAAUAUGGCAUCUAGGAAGUUUUCCUAUAUUCCUAAAGUUAUUUGUACAGCCUGAAACGCAACAAUUCUAAUAAGGCAUAUAAUUAUUUUAAUAUAUAUUUAGCUCGCUCACUGUAACUUGUUGUCCCUCCAAACGUCCCUCCAAACAUCAACUAGACCCAGUCUUCUGCUCGAUUGGGAAAUGGCUAAUUGUCAAUUUCUGCUCAUUUUCUUGUAUUAAUAUGAUACAGUAGCUGUCCUCGUUGCACUUUUGUCCGGCCAGUUGACGUUCUUAAUAACAGUAGUUCUUUAUAAUUAUAAAAGUGUAAAAUUCCAGGGCUGCAAAUAAAUAUUUGACUUGACAGUACAUUUGUCCGAUCACUUUUAAUUUUGGUCGGACAUAACUUGAAUUUGGUCGGACAAAACCCAACACCGCUAAAUUUGGUCGGACAAAUAUACGUCACAAGCUAUAUUAAUAUUAUAAGUCACGGGACAAGUAUGUAUAUCCAUUCUGGCGCAACGAUGCAAAUUGAGUGAAUUUGCAUCGGAUUUUGUCACAGCAAAAAAUGUAUAAUGUGACAAUUUUUUUGUGAUCGGACCAAUGUCCGAUCAAAACUACUUUUGCUCGGACAUUUGCCAAAUUUAGUCGGACAUUGUCCGAUGUCCGACAGUAAUUUGCAGCCCUGAAUUUAAGGCCGUUUCUUGUCACGACCCCGUACUAGAUUAAGCUUUGCUUAAGUUCGCUAUUCUCGUUUGACCAACACCGCGGAAAAACGUCUGCGCAUGCACCAAAUUAUGAAAAUAUGGCGGGGAAUUUGAAUAUCAAUUUCUAAAACAAAAACAUGCUUAUUAAUUGGUCAAAAAUUAGUAAAACAAACGAGAAAAUAUAGCAAAUGGAUAGACUAGACAUUAAUUGAAAGCGUCCUGGCAUUUAAAGUAUAGAAUGAAAUAUAAUUCAUGUAAAAAACUGUUGAUUUUAACGGACACGACUUCGAAAAUUUUUGCAAAAUUAUUCAAAACAAAAAUUCAAACUCAAAAGUUAAGAAAACUCUCGAAAAGUUAAGCUUCUUAACCCACUCAAAUUGUAGAAUAAAUCCUAAAGUUUAAUUAUUGUGAACACGAAAUUUUUUUUAUAUUUGGCGACACAGUUUUUUUUAAAGAAAUGUAUCUCAAACGAAAAUUCGGAAAUUGUCGUUGCUUAGUUGAUAAACAAAAUGUUUCAGACGAUAAAUUUGUCAACAAUCACCUUUAGUUCAUGUUCUUGUACAAUACAAUUUCUUGAACCUUCUGGCUGUAUUUAUUCCUAGUUUUUAGAAUGACAUGUUUAUUUUUGCACUCGAAAUCUGGCUGUAAAGACGCAGAAUGAAGUCACUCCUUUUUACCGCCAUUUUGAGCCUUUGGAAACGUUCGGAACAGCUUUUCAUCAAGUUCGCAAUACUAUUACAGGUAAGGUUGACGCAUGCGCAGACGUUUUUCCGCGGUGUUCGUUUGACCAGGAGUUUAAUCCUUACAACCGACCCUAGAUUGUUGAGCCAGUCAAAACCAGCAUUUCUGCGUAUCUUUUUUCCAGAUUUGUCUUGUGGUAGCAUCGGUGUUUGGUGUGAUCGUGUACAGGCUUGCAGUAUUUGCCUCACUCACGGCAGCUUAUGACGGGAACAUCACUAGCAUCAGUUUCACUGUAACCGCUACGGCAGCUGUGAUUAACUUGAUUAUUAUUCUGUUGCUCAGUUAU